AUGGCCAGCGAGCUCGCCUGCACAUACGCUGCCCUUAUCCUCCAUGAUGAUGGCAUUCCCAUCACGUCCGACAAGAUCGCGACGCUGGUGAAGGCCGCGAACGUGAACGUGGAGGCAUACUGGCCCACUCUCUUCGCCAAGCUGCUCGAGAAGCGCAGCGUGGAGGACCUCGUCUCAAACAUUGGAUCAGGUGGCGGCGGUGCCGUUGCCGCUCCUGCUGCUGCGGGCGGUGCUGCCGCACCAGCAGCUGAGGAGAAGAAGGAGGAGAAGAAGGAGCAGCUGCUGGGGGAGGAGCUGGGCAAGGGCGCGAACGGGCGCGUGUUCAAGGCGCUGGACCUGCAGAACGGCGACUUCGUGGCCGUCAAGGAGGUGUCCCUCGAGAACAUCGACCAGGACGACCUCGCGUCUGUCAUGCAAGAAAUCGAUCUACUCAAGACGUUCAACCACAAGAACAUAGUCAAGUACCUGGGUUCCAUCAAGACCAAGACGCACCUCUUCAUCCUCCUCGAGUUUGUGGAGAACGGUUCCUUGGCAGGCAUCAUCAAGCCCAAUAGAUUUGGGCCCUUUCCAGAGUGCCUUGUUGCUGUCUACACUGCUCAGGUGCUGGAGGGGCUGAUGUACCUGCACGAGCAGGGGAUCAUUCACUGCGACAUCAAGGGCGCCAACAUUCUCACCACCAAGGAGGGCCUGGUUAAGCUAGCGGAUUUCGGGGUGGCAAUGAGAGUGGAGGAGGCGGCGUCGUGCCACGGGGACGCGGAGAACCCCAACGUGGUGGGCACGCCGUACUGGAUGGCGCCCGAGGUCAUCGAGAUGUCCGGCAUCUCCCCCGCCUCCGACAUCUGGAGCGUUGGCUGCACCGUCAUCGAGCUCCUCACCACCAAGCCACCCUACUUCGACCUCCAGCCCAUGCCCGCGCUAUUCCGCAUCGUUCAGGACGACAUGCCGCCCAUACCAGAGAAUGUGUCAGCUGCCACGUCAGACUUUCUCCACCUCUGCUUCCGUAAGGACACCAAGAGCCGCCCAGACGCCAAGACUCUCCUGCGGCACCCGUGGAUUCGGCAGGCGAAGCGGGCGGUGUCGUCCGGCCUUGCUGCCAUCCCCCGCCCUGUCAGCGCCGGCUCCUCCUCCUCCUCCACCCGCCCCCUGUACCCUGAGGCGCCGUCACAAGCGGGGACAGGCAGGGGCAGCGACGAGGCAGCAGCCAUAGACGAUUCCAUCGAUGCCGCCAGGCGUGUGCAUGCCACCUCCCACGCCUCCUCCUCCUCCUCCUCGCCACCUGUCACCCUCUCCGCCUCCUCUCCGGACAGCGAACGCCGCGACCGCAAGAUCCACCUGCAAGCGGACGCGGUGAAGGACCUGAGAGAGGCAGCCAAGGCAGCACGCAAGUCACGGGCGCAGCGGCACUCCAUGGGCGGGAGCAUCGACUCUGGUGCCUCCUCUGAUCGCCCCGGGACCGCAGAGGAUGCUGGUAGUGGUGGUGGUGGUGCUGGUGCUGGUGCUGGUGGGAGUGGGGGCAGUGGGAUCAGCAGCAGCGGCAUUCCGCUCAGUGGCAGCGGGCGGCGUAAGAUUAUUAGGUCCAAGAGUGACAAGGAGCUGAAUGCGAGAGACAGCGAGGGGCAGGGGGAGGGUGGGGCGGGGGGAGGGGGCGGCAAGGACGGGGCGAGGAAGCAGAGGUGGAAGAGCGGGCAGGGUAUGGACGAGGAGGGCAGCAGGGAAUUUAUCAGCAUGCAGGGGGAAGGCGGCGUGUGGGAUGUUUCAGACGAGGAAGACGGGCUGGGGAGAGUGAAGGGGGGGAGACGGGGAGCAGGGCGGGAGAGAGAGGAGGAGGAGGAGAGCAGUGGAGAGAUAGGUCCGGGAGAGGCUCGGCAGCAGCCGAAGCUGGGGCAGUCGAGCAGCACUGGUGGAGCAGGUCUGGGUGGUGUUGGUGGCGGUGGUGGUGGGAGUGGGGCGAGCAGCGGACGAUCGAUGAGUGCGAGUCUGCCGUCGCCCCCGCGGUCCCACCGGGGGUCGCGCUCCCAGCAACAGUCUCCGGAGGGAGCGCAUGGGAGGUUGAGUUUUGAGGCGCCUCAGAAGGUGUCGCGCUCGCAGCAGCAGUCACCGGAGGGAGCACAUGGGAGGGCGAGUGGGGGGAGGUCUGGUGGGGAGAACUUUCUGGUUGGGUCUUCAGGGGAGGAGGGCGGGGCGGAUCAGGAUGAGGAGAGAAACGGCACGCCUGCUGGGAGGAAGGCGAGGCGGAGAUCGCAAGACGGGGACGGGACGGAUCGGAUGGGGGGAGCCGGGGCGGAGGGAGGAGGAGCGGGGAAGAAGGGGGCGGGGAAGAAGAAGGAGCAGCGGCGCAGCGGGCCGCUGUCAGCCCCUACGGGCAAGUCAGCAAAGGGAGCAGGAAAGAAGCGAGGCUCACAGCAACAGCAGCAGGCACAGCAGGACGACGACAGCAACAACGACAACAACGACAACAACGGCAACAGCGGCAACAUUGGCAACAUGGAUCCAAGCAGCAGCAGCCGUCUCGCGCCGCGCACGCCCCCACAGCCCAUCCCACGCCCCCUCUCCACAUUCAUCGAGACAGAGGAGGAGCGAUCUCUAUCCUCCCUCACAGCCAUGUUCUCGCCCCUGGCGGGUUCCCCCCAGGUGGCGGGCGGGAGCAGGAGCCUGGCGGGAGUGCUGAGGGAGAGGCUUGUGAGAGGGAUGCACCGCGUGGCUGUGAAGGCAGAGCGCGAGGGGAGCGACCCGUUCGCGGGGGUUGAGGGGCUGGAUGCGGUUGGGAGCGGUGCGGAGAGGGGAGAGGAGGAGGGUGGGGCUGUGGGUGUUGUUGGUGGAGUUGGGGUGGUUGGGGAGUUUGAUUCUGUGGUCUAUGGAGGGGCAGUGGGUGGAGGAGGGGCAGCAGGUGGAGGGGCGGAGCGCAAAUCGAGCCUGCGGCCAGAGUUGCUCAACCAGAAGGUAUCAGAGGCAGCGGGGCUGCUGAGCCAGCUGAAGCCGUCGCAGGGCGAGGAGGCGAUAGAAGCGGCGAGCAGCAGGCUGGCAGGGCUGGUGGGGGAGUACCCCGAGGUCAAAGGGGAGCUUGUGGCCUCCCAUGCCUUGCUGCCGCUGCUCGAUGUGUUCGAUGCUGACAGCCCCCGGAUAGUACUGUCAGUGCUGGGACUGCUGCAGCAGCUCAUCACCGACAGCCCUGCCAUCCAAAGCCUUCUCUGCAAUGCCGGACUCGUGCCCACGCUGCUGAACUUCUCCUCGCCCGGUCGCUGCUCGCCAGACAUGCGCCAUCAGGCAGGCUGUGUGCUGCGCCACCUCUGCCACUCCAGUCCGGACGCGGUGAGAGCACUGCUUGCAUGUCGAGGCCUGCCCACGCUCAUGGCGUUUCUUCUUGAGACCGAUUACUGCAACAACCGGUGGGUUCUGCUCUCCUCUGCUCUGCUCUGGCGUACGUACGCACACAUCGGGCUGGACUGGCCUGCCUUCUGGCAGUGCUGGCCUAAUCCUGAUUGUGCGGCUCGAGUUUACCUUCCGGAUGUCGACCACGAUGUGUUCAAGCAUUUCCGCCUCAUAAAGGUGGACGAGGGGAAAUCGCAGCAGUACGAGUGCAGGUACUGCUGCAAUGUUUUUUCUGGUGCCGCCAUCCGCUGCGCGCAGCACUUGGCGAGUUGGAGGAAGAUGAAGCGCCGCGAAGUGGCGCUAUGCAAGGAAGCCCCCACUGAAGCGCGGGUUGCCAUGCGGAAGAAGUACGAGGCUAAGGCUGCAGCGGCGGCUCAGCGCCGCCAGGCGACAUCGGAUGCCAUCGCGUCGGUCACCAGCAGCGGCAAGAGGAGCCGCAUUACUGACUACUUGGAGACGGGUGCGGAAGCUGGGAAGCGCGAUGCACAUGAGGCGUUGGCGCUCAUGUUCGCGGGGUGUCGCAUCCCGGAGCGCGUUGCGGAGCACCCUCUCUUCAUCAACGCCGUUCGUGCCAUUAGAGACGCCGGCACAGGAUACGUCCCACCAAACAGGCGGUUCAUCGGCGGGGCGGGCUUGCGAAUGUGCUGCGACAACAUCGACAGGGGGCUUUCUGGAGUGAAGGCGAGCUGGAAGCGGACCGGCGUGACAGUUGCUUCUGAUAUGAUGACCGAUAAGAACGGUCGCCCCCAGGCGAACGUGUUUCUCGUCAACGACAGUGGCGCGGUGUUCAAGGACAGCGUGGACUGCCGCAUGGAGACCAAAACUGGCGGUUAUGUCGCCAGCAUCCUCAGGCCCGUGGUGGAGGAGGUCGGUCCGGAGAACGUGGUGGCGUUCUGCACGGACGGUGGGUCCAACUACGCGGUGGCGUGCAACCAGUUGAUCGCGGAAUGGCCGCACAUUCAACACGUGCCUUGCGCCACCCACGUGUUGGACCUCUUCAUGGAGGACGUCGGCAAGAUGCCGUGGGCCAAGAACGUGGUGGACCCUGCGGGCGAUAUCAGCUCCUUCGUCCGCAACCACCACUGGACGAGGGGAUACUUGCGGAACCCGGAAAUGGUGGGUGCAAGGAUGCUGCAGGCGCUGAAACCGGCUGGAACAAGAUUCGGGACACAAUACAUUGUUGUGUCCCGUCUCUGUGAGCUGCGGCAGUCGCUUGCACAGAUGGUUGUGUCUGAUGUGUGGAAGGGCUGGGCAGCUGGGGAGAGGAAGAAGCCUGCGGAGAAGUUUGCAGCGCAAGUUCUUGAUGACGCGUGGUGGAAAACGGCGGAGUUUUUCUGCAAGCUGAUGAAGCUCCCGUUCUUCGCAAUGCGUAAGACCGAUGCGGAUGCCAAGGGGAUGAUGGGCCGUAUGUAUGACACAAUGUUGCAGUUGACCGAGGAUGUGGGGACAGUGGUGGAGGAGGAUGAGGAGCAGCUCUCCUACUCCGACAAAGUGCACAUCCGCCGCCUGCUGAAGAACAGGUGGGAUGGCAGCCUCGCCUGCCCCAUGCACGUUGCGGGCCGGAUUCUCAACCCGGCGAACCAGGAUGAAGACAUCUUCGGCUCAGACGCGGAGUGCACAAAGGUAUUCAAAGCGUUCAUCACUCAGCACGCCGAGCACCUCUGCAAUCACGGUAAGGAGGGGGAUGAUGGGGAUGACUUUGGCGAGGUUUUGCUGGAACUGCAGAAGGGGGUGAGGGCAUUUCUGGAUAUGAAGGGAAGCUUCGGGAUGGGGGAUGCAAUUGCUCAGAGGAGCUUGGUCAAGGAGGGCAAGUAUGACAUGGUAAAGUGGUGGCAGUGGCACGGCACUGACGCACCAAAGCUGGCGGCCCUCGCCAUCAGGACUCUCUCUCAGGCCGUGUCGGCUUCACCAUGUGAGAGGGGAUGGUCAACGUGGGAUGGGGUGCACACGGCCCGCCGGAACCGGCUUGGCUCUGCCAAGUGCCGGGAUUUGGUUUUUGUUGCGCACAACUGGAAUGUUGUGCGCAAUUGGCAUUCCCGUGCAGAUGUCAUGCCGGGUGUGGUGCUCGGGAACAUGCCGGAGCCUCCCAUGCCCGAGGGCUACAAUGUGGUGGAGGGGGACGAGGAGGAGGAGGAGGAGGGGGACGACGUCAUUCUGGAGGAUGAUGCGUUCGUGCACAUAGGGCUGGACUGCCUGCUGGUAGAGCUGGCAGCAAGGCUGGACUGCCUGCUGGCAGUGCUGGCAGCGGGGCGCCCCACCCCGCGCACCGACAUUGCGAGGCAGCUGGCGCGCAUGGGGCUGCUGCACCGCCUGCUCUCCCUCCUGCACUCCGUCUCCUCCGCCCGCAACCACCCCGCCUCUGCUGGUGCUUCUGGUGCUGGUAGUGGUGUUGGUGGGGGUGGUGAUGGUGGGGGUGAGGGAGGUGGUAGGAGCAGCUGGGAUGGCGGUGCGGCUGGCUCUGGUGGUGGCUCGGCCUACGGGUCAGGGGAUGCUUCUGCUUCUGGCUAUGGCGGAGGAGCAGGAGCAGGAGGAGGAGGGGGAGCAGCAUCAGCUGCUGCUUCUCCUGCAACCUCCUCCUCCUCAACAUCAUCUGCUGCUGCUCCUGCCGCUGCCACUCCUGCUCGGCGCUCCCAGCGCCGCAUCUUCGGCCUAGCGCAGUUCCGAAGCAAGGCAGCCAAGGCUGGACAGGGCGCGGGAGACUCGCAGGCACAAGGAGGGGCAACAUCCUCAUCAGCAGCAGCCGAAACAGGAGGAGGAGGGGGAGGAGUGGCAGGUGGUGCUGGUGGCUCUUCCAGUGGCGGAAAUGGAGUGGGUGCAAGAGCAGGGGGGUAUGGUCAUACUCUCGCCGCGACCUACGCCGUCGCCGCCGUUCCCCCCCCCUCCCGCCGCGAUUACGCCUUCCUCGCCUGCGGAUUCCACCGCCGCGAGCGCAACGCCGCUGUCCCCUCCUCCCCCCCGCCGCGCCCCCUGUCGCCGCCUCCCCUUCUCGCCGCCGCGCCUGAUUCGGCGCCGCCUGCGCAUCCUGCCGCCGCGACGCCUCGUCGCCGCCUGCCCGCUGCCCGUCCCUCCGCCGCGACGUCACGUCGCCGCGUUCCCGCCGCCGCGCCUGCUACGGCGCCGCCUGCGCAUCCUGUCGCCGCGACGCCUCGUCGCCGCCUGCCCGUCCCUCCGCCGCGACGUCUCGUCGCCGCGUUCCCGACGCCGCGCCUGCUUCGGCGCCGCCUGCGCAUCCUGCCGCCGCGACGCCUCGUCGCCGCCUGCCCGUCCCUCCGCCGCGACGUCUCGUCGCCGCGUUCCCGCCGCCGCGCCUGCUACGGCGCCGCCUGCGCAUCCUGCCGCCGCGACAACCUCGUCGCCGCCUGCCCGUCCCUCCGCCGCGACGUCUCGUCGCCGCGUUCCCGCCGCCGCGCCUGCUUCGGCGCCGCCUGCGCAUCCCGCCGCCGCGACGCCUCGUCGCCGCCUGCCCGUCCCUCCGCCGCGACGUCACGUCGCCGCCUCCCCUUCCCGUCGCCGCGCCUGCUUCGGCGCCGUCUGCCCGUCCCGCCGCCGCGACAGCUCGUCGCCCCCUGCCCGUCCCGCCGCCGCGACCUAACAUCGCCGCCUGCGCAUUCCGCCGCCGCGACUGCUCGUCGUCACCUCCCCGCCCCCACCCCCCCCCCCCCCCCCCCCCCCCCCCCCCCCGCCGCGAUUUCGCAUUGCCGCCUCCCCUCCCACCGCCGCACCUGCUUCCGCGUCACCCACGCAUCUCGCUGCCCCUUCUGCAUCGCCACCCUCCCGCAAUUUCCCCCGCCGCAACUGCAACAUCGUCGCCCCGCGGUUCCCGUUAACGCCACUGCGCCGCCGCCGCCCUACCGCCGCGACUACUUCGGCGCCGUCUGCCCAUCCUCCACCGCGACCGCGCCAUCCCCGCCCACACUUCCUGCCGCCGUGACUGCCCCGUCGCCGCCUGCAGAUUCAGCCGCAACUGCACCCUCCCUUCCUCCUCUCCCUACUCCUCUCCCCCCCCCUCCCCCUCCCCCUGCGCCCCUCGUUGCCGCGGCCUGCCUGCCGCCGCCGUCCCUCGUUUCGCCGCCGCGGCCCUUCCGCCGUCGCCUGCGCCCCUCGUCGUCGCGGCCUGCUCGCCGCCGCCGCCCCCGACUUUGCCACCGCCUCCCCUUCCCGCCGCCGCACGUUCGCACAGCCGCCUGCGCCCUUCGGCAGCAGGGGAAGUGCAGCAGCCUCCGCAGCAGCAACUUCACCCUUGGCCGCCGCGGGUCCACCCGCCGUCGCCCAUCAUGA
Messenger RNA from Closterium sp. Naga37s-1, 7647 nucleotides. The record is from the annotation of a GenBank genome assembly. NCBI's taxonomy places the organism in Eukaryota, Viridiplantae, Streptophyta, Zygnematophyceae, Desmidiales, Closteriaceae.